UCCUGCGCAGAACAUAUUCAGUCACAGGAAACCCAUAAGCUCUCCACCAUACGCUCUCUCACACACUCACACACUCCAGUAUGCUCACACACAGGAUGGCCAUGAGGAGGAUGAAGGAGAUGUGCAGCAGGAUGGCUCUAACUUUAGUCUUCUAUGUUCUGCUGUUCUACACAGUAAACAUAAUGACAACUUAAGCUGAACAGUAUACCAAUUAAUUAACCUUCAAAAACUUUUUGAGCUGCCCCUACCUGGCUUGAAACACAGACUUGCACAUAUGAUGAUUCCCACCAGCAUGUUACACUGUUUACACUGGUGUGUAAUUAACACUGAUGUGAUGGAUUCUGCUUGAAGGUGGUCAAUAUUCACUUUCCAGUGAAAGAUCGUUGAAUUAGGAAGCUGCAGAGAAGUGCAAGCCAACAAUGAUGUUGUGAUCUGUAUUACUCUGUGGAUAAACUGAGAGCCCAAAUUUCAAUCAGUAAAGCAUCCAACAUUUAUGCAAGUCCUGUAGGACAUACAUCAUAGCAUGCAUCAUAAAGCAGAUGCUUGUCAGGGGCAGGAUGUGUCCACAGCAGCAGUAAGUACAGAUCAAACAAUUACGACUGCUGUAAUUACGACUCUGAGCACUCACAUGUCUCCUGGAGGCUUGACUGAUCCAAGCACCACAAACCCCACAGACAGCCCAGCGACUGAUGUUAAACAAGGUACUGAUCAUCCCGGCAGUACAACCCAGGAUACACUCCCAGGAUCCGCAGCAUCGCAGACAGACACAGCCAUCACCAAUGAAGAAGCUCAUGAAAUCCUAGCUACAUCUGAGACAACCACUUCACAGCCUGUGGUGAACAGCACUCUGGAGGACUUUUCUACAAACAGUGAAAUUAAUGAUGUUCAAAUUAAUCAAAACGAGUCUGGAGCAAAGUUAAAUUCACCUACGCAGUCUGGACAAACACAAGUGUUCAUAUCCUUACUGGUGAGUGGGUUAAUCCUUGCUGCUGCCCUGAUCGGACUGUAUGUAUGGAAGAUCCACUGUCACACAAAGGCUAAUGGCAUGAAACUAGCAGAGGAGUCAUACAUGGCUGACGAAGAUAACCAGGGCAACACUCUGGUGUCUGUGGCUCCUCUAAACCCACCAGAGAGCCAGGAGAAGCCAAGCCAGAAUGGUGAGUCCCUAGAGGUCGUGAAGACCCAAAAUCCUCUUGCUGCCACCAAUGGCCACUCUACCACCAAAGCUGACACUGAGCUGUGAGGGUCUAUCUCCUCUACACAGGCUUGGGGUCAAUGUUCACCAUUCCAGGCCUACAAACAACACUAGGGAACUGGCAAAGCAAAUGUACAGGCUUCCUUCUUCUCUUUCUUUAUUGCAAUACAAUUAAUACAUAAUGAGUGUUAUUGCACAGAUUACUGAGGGGACAGUUAUUAUAAUGUAAUUUGGAAAUGGCUCUUAAGAUAAAGAUGGCUAGGGUGGGUUUCCCAAAACAUUUAUAACACGAAGUAAUUCAUUAUCUUGUUCAUAAGAAUGUUCUUUAAUUAAUGAGCAUUUACGAAAACCCUUUGUAAAUAACAUCGUACAUAAAUUUAAUUAUGUUUAAACAGAAAUUAAUGAGUAACCUUUCUCACUAAGUACUUCUCACUAUUUGGAGCUUGCAUUCAGUUCCAACUCAAAAAGACAGAGGACACUUAUUUCUAUACAAAAAGCAUCACAGUAUUUAUGAUGUGACUGUGAUCUAUUGCCCUAGUGUUAAUUUGAUUAAUUUACAUCUGUGGUGUAGUAGGUAGCUUGGCUGUCUCUAAUACCCCUUUACCCCCAAUAGGGAAUAGAUUCUGUUCUAGGUCACACACAAAAAUUUGAUCCGUUCAGAGCAUUUCAACUGAAAAUAAAUUGGUUUGGAAUCUGAAAAGUUAAUUUCCAGUUGGAACCAAAAAAUAGCUGGUGACGACAUUGGUGGGCAUAACCGUAAUGACAACAGUGGGCAUGUCAUGAAUUUGAAAAGUUGUUGCUUCUUCUUAUCAUUAGUAAUUGAUCAGUGCUUGUUUUGUGAAUGAAAACAAAUAUCUGCAAGAGCAGAACAAAAGUUCACAGAUGUGCUCUGCCAUCCUGCAACUACUGUUUACUUCCAUUGUGCAACACCUUCUUUGUUGAUGCCUCCUUGAUUACAGUGGUUCCACUCAAAACUGGUAGAAAUGCAAGCUGGUUCAAGAGCUGGCACCAAGAUUCAGAGAAUCCUGAACAGAACCGGUUCAAGAACUGUUUUCCCUUCAAGAACAGGUUCAAGAACUGUAUUCCCUGUUGGUUGAAUAGCAUGUGUGCUCAUGUAAUAGAUUUAAACCAGAGCUUCAUUGACUGUCUAUGUGGGUUUACGCAUUGUUCUUUAUUUCCAGCUAACUUGAUUAAGUUAGCUCUACAAAACCAAAUGAAGCAAACUGCAUUUAAAAGUGUGUUCAUGUAAAUCAAUUCACAUGGAAGCAUCAAGUAUAAGAAAUGAGUUCAUGUUGAAGUAACAUAUUUCAUUUGUGUGGAAUCAAUCAAUUAAAUUUAAUUAACGUAGCAAUUAAGUAUGCUCUUGUACUAAGCAUUGGUCAUUGUUGUGUACACUGAAAAAGUUUAUUGAAACUUGAUUGAAAUGUGUACAUUGGUUCCAUGGAAAUUAAUUGAUUUACAUGUGAAUGAACAUGAUUUGAUAAUGAAGGAUAUUCAAAGCCUUGGAAUAAAAUUUAACUCCACACAAAUAACAGAGCUCAGGAUAGAACCCAGGACUCGGGAGCUAAGCAGCAGUGACGUUACCCACUAGACUGUCAUACCAAGCUGUAGCUAUUAAAAUUAGUUUAUUAUUAGUUAGCAUCAACAUCCUUGUGAGAGCUGAUAAUGGCUCACAUUCGUUACACAUAAGUUAAGCCAAAAGAUGAGAGUAAAUUUAGUAUAAGCAACAAUUGUGUGUUGAGUAACCGAACAUUUUAACACGCAAUGUAAACUAGAAGGAUACUCGGUAGAGUGCAUACAGUACCUCGGCCAAAUCACAUAUUAUCAAGAACAAAAUCAAAUCAAUUGAACCAAGGAUAAUACUAAAGCUGUAUACCAAAUUUCACCCAAAUCUGUUCAGUACUUUUUGAGCUACAGUGAGAACAGGCAAAAAAAAAAAAACAUCCUGGAUCCACAUAUAUAUCCAGAUUUGCAUUGAAAUCUAAUCAAUUGUUCCUUGGCCCAUAGCACACCUUAACUCAAAAUUUCAUCAAAAUCUAUUCACUACAUUUCAAGUUACAUUGGAAACAGAGAUGAGAACAUAUCCUCCUCCAACAAAAUUCAUGGUGGUAAUUAAUACAAAACAAUAAGAGAUUUCAUUGCAACCAAACCAGUAGGCAAACACAAUGGAGGGUAAACACAGGGAGGGUGGACAUCCCAGAAUGCAUAGCUGUGAAUAAUUAGGUGCUAAAAGCCACUCAGGCUCUUCCAGCACCACAAUAUAUCAACUAUAUAUUUUCUCUUAAAUCUGACAACAAAUGCAUUUUUUUCUCAUUGCUCUUCCAAAAAAAUGUAAUUUCUGUUGUAAAUUGUUGAGUAUGCUUGUCUUUUGCCCACUAUUUAUAAACACUGGCAUCUGUUCAUGCUGUUUAAGUCACUGAUUCAUCUGCAGUGGUGCUUGAAAGUUUGUGAACCCUUUAGAAUUUUCUAUAUUUCUGCAUAAAUAU
Molecule: messenger RNA, 3681 nt
Organism: Neoarius graeffei (lesser salmon catfish)
Lineage: Eukaryota; Metazoa; Chordata; Actinopteri; Siluriformes; Ariidae
Gene: cd34
Product: CD34 molecule
Exons: 7
Coding region: 524-1243 (239 amino acids)
Biological process (GO): cell adhesion
Cellular component (GO): membrane
Source: RefSeq, a predicted model, not a curated record